GGAGCCUCGCCGCGGGCAGGCAGCGUCCGGAGGGCGCCAUGAAGCCUGACGGGAAGGUGGUGCUGCUCGGGGACAUGAACGUGGGCAAGACGUCGCUACUGCACCGCUACAUGGAGCGGCGCUUCCUGGACACGGUCAGCACCGUCGGCGGCGCCUUCUACCUCAAGCAGCGGGGCCCCCACAAGCUCUCCGUGUGGGACACGGCAGGUCGUGAACAAUUUCAUGGCCUUGGGUCUAUGUACUGUCGAGGAGCAGCAGCUGUGAUCCUUACCUACGAUGUAACCAACUUUCAGAGCAUGGUGGAACUUGAGGAUAGGUUCCUGGCAUUAACAGACACUUCCAGUACAGACUGCAUUUUUGCUAUUGUUGGGAACAAAGUUGACCUCACAGAUGCUUAUGCUUUUCUACCAGAAACAGAAGAUAAACAUCAAUCUGAGAAGCCCAACAAUAGUUCCAUAUCUACCAAGCGUGAAAAUACGUGAAGAGCGUGAUAUAUCUAUUCGCCCAGUUAAGAAGAGAAGAAUAUCUACUCGGAUUGAUGACAUGUUUGAGUCCCAGCAUCACUUUGAUACAAAAGAGGAGCAGGAGAGAAUAACUUCCUUUUACCCACUCCUAGACUCAAUGAUUACUUGCAUUGACCAGCGAUUUGAACAGGAGACUUGUGAAAUUGUGACUGCAGUGGGAAAGCUGUUGAGCUUAGACAUUGGCAGGGAUGAUAUUAGAAUCAUUUCCAAAAAAUUUAAAGUAUCCUUGGAUGAGUUGGAAGCUGAAGUCAGACUGCUUCGGGGUUAUGAAGGAUCUGUUCCUAAAGGUAGCACUACAAACACCACCAGAGAAUGGCUUGAUUGGCUAAAGGAAUCGGAUCGGUCUUCCAUGUCCCAGGCCUUUUACAAAUGUAUUCAAUGUUUUGUAAUCUUGCCUGUUACAAGCUGUUCAUGUGAAAGAGCGUUUUCGAAACUAACACAUGUAAAAACCAAACUAAGAACUACAAUGUCCCAACAGCGACUCGACUCACUCAUGAUUUUGUACAUUGAACAAGAAUUGGUUUUGUCAGUUAAUUAUAAUGAUGUUAUUGAGGAAUUUAAGUCCAUAACACCUGGUGAGCGACGCCUCCUUCUUUAGGACAGGAAGAUCAAGAAACUUGAAUCUGUUUUAGUAAGUUUGGAUUAGGUCAUUAUCUGAUUAAAUUUAAAGAUGAUGAAAAUUAACUGUAUCUUUAUAUAUGCCUGGUUAUUACUACAGCAAAAAAAAGUAUUCAGA
This is a messenger RNA of Elgaria multicarinata webbii, 1260 nucleotides long. RefSeq names its product RAB20, member RAS oncogene family (gene RAB20). The record is from RefSeq and is a predicted model, not a curated record. Gene Ontology annotation, molecular function: GTPase activity; GTP binding. The coding region runs from base 39 to 482 and encodes 147 amino acids. Gene Ontology annotation, cellular component: endomembrane system. The transcript is spliced from 3 exons. Gene Ontology annotation, biological process: intracellular protein transport. NCBI's taxonomy places the organism in Eukaryota, Metazoa, Chordata, Lepidosauria, Squamata, Anguidae.